This is a messenger RNA of Blastocystis hominis, 1041 nucleotides long. RefSeq lists its product as hypothetical. NCBI's taxonomy places the organism in Eukaryota, Bigyra, Opalinata, Blastocystidae. Gene Ontology annotation, molecular function: phosphatase activity. Bases 1 to 1041 code for a protein of 346 amino acids. Gene Ontology annotation, biological process: dephosphorylation. The transcript is spliced from 9 exons. The record is from RefSeq and is a predicted model, not a curated record.
AUGGGGUCUGAUUUGGAGAAAGAGGAGGUUGAGACUUGGAAGGCAUUGAUUCCAAACCGAGAGGAUGUCGAGACUGUGUAUAACAUGUACAAGUUUGAGCAAUACAAACCCGAUCCCACUGCAGACCCUAUUUUUGGACAGCUUACACAUAAUGGAAUUUUCCAGAUGCGCCAUAGGAAAAUAUAUAUGGACGAGGAGCAGUUCAUCACUCCUGAGAACUACAACAACGUGGACAUAUUAGUCCGCUCCACUUGUCGAGAUCGAACUCUUCACAGUGUUCAAUCUCUUCUUUCCGGUUUCUUCCCAAUUACAGAGUUCAAGGACACAUACCCGAUUAUCCAAAUCGAGCCGGACGGAAUUUGCUGCUUAAACCGAGAAGAUCCAGAGUCCCAGAACAACUACAAUCGACGAUUGGGGAUGUACGAUUGGCAGGAGCACGAGGAGAGAAUGAUGCGAAAGUACGGAGAUAUCGUCACGACUCACAUUCCCUUCUUCCGAAACCAGAAACACAUUCGCUGGCCCGAUGUGAUGGACUUUGUGAUCACUCGCUACAACCAUUUGAUGGAUAUUCCGGAGGAAGUGUAUACGAUUUUCCCGGAAGUGUACAAGCAUAACAUGAACAAAUUCCGGAUCUUGUACAAUACGCCGAAAUGUUUGCAUAGCUUCUGCGAUGCUCUGCUUGAGAUGAUUAAGAAGGAAGUGGACGAUGUGAUGAGUGGAGCGGUGCAACGGAAAAUGUCGAUCUAUAGCGGCCAUGAUACGACACUAAUGCCCCUGCUGAAUGUCUUAGCGCCUUUCCUUCCUGUGGAAGUGCCCAAGUACGGCUCUCAGAUUUGUUUGGAGUACUGGGAGAACGAGUUUGAUCAGAGUAUUGAUGUGGCUAUGCGGUUCAAUGGGUACUACCAACCGAUCUUUAUCGAGCACUAUGUGGAAUCGCUUAUCGUGCCUUAUCCGGAGUUCUGCAAGACAUUAACGAUUCCGAAGUAUUUACUGGAGGUGAUGCGCGACAAGAACAAGCUGGCAGUUUUAGAAGAUGAGUAA